Molecule: messenger RNA, 1204 nt
Organism: Salpingoeca rosetta
Lineage: Eukaryota; Choanoflagellata; Craspedida; Salpingoecidae
Exons: 3
Coding region: 65-673 (202 amino acids)
Molecular function (GO): peptidyl-prolyl cis-trans isomerase activity
Source: RefSeq, a predicted model, not a curated record
CAGAGACAGACAGAAAAAACAACAAACAAACAAGAGAAUCCCCAAACCACAACAAACCCCAACGAUGAGCGCCUUCCCAACCGCCACUGCCACUACUGUGGCGCUUGUCGCCAUGCUCUUGUUGUCUUCCCGUUCGCCGUCGUGCUUGGCCAGCAAAGAGACGGCUGAGGCGACGACGAGGAAGAGUGAUGGCAGGUCCAAGUACGUGCAUGUGGCGGUGCUUGAGCGCCCUCCAGAUAGCUGCGAGCCCGUGCAGUUGGGUGAUCACCUAACUUUGCAGUUUGUUGGCUUUAUCGAGGAGGAGAAGCGCCGCUUCACGGAAGAGCCCGAGGAGAUGGAGUACACGAUGGGGGAGCCGACGUUUGUGAAGGGGUGGCAGUAUGCGCUCGAGGGCGUGUGCCAGGGCGAGCGACGGAUGGUGGUGAUCCCGCCCAGCCUCGCCUUUGGCGCAGAGGGCCGACCGCCCCAGGUGCCUCCCAACGUGCACCUGCGGUUCUACAUCGACGUGAUCAAGGUCGUUGGGCACCGGCCAUCGGAGCUCCCACACCGAUGGCAAGACAUCAUCACCAUGGAGGCGUGCGCAGUGGGGCUUGUUGUCAUCUUCAUUGGCAUUGCAGCGUGGUGGUGGUACAGCACCGCGGCUGCAUCAUCUGGGCGGAAGAAGAUCAGAUGAAGCGAUGUGAUGUGAUGUGACAUGAUGUGAUGUGAGAUGUGACACAAGCUAUGUUGUGUCAUUUCACACCAGCCCGUGCAACAUGGGUGUUACGUUACAUUUCGUGACGUGUUGUGGCGUGCCUCGGCGAAAAGAGAUAGAUGUACGCAUGUACGCAUGUACGCAUGAAGGAGGCAUUGAGCGCACUGCUCCCCUCUUCGGCUGCGGUGUGUGCUGUACCCUUGUUGAAUCUCGUUAUUGCCUGCUCGUGUCAGCGGGAGCGCCACCCAUCCAACGCCUGUCCCCGACCUUGUCCUACUCCUCUUUUCUCCUCGCGCUCUCGUUCAGCCUUCAUAUCCGCCCCCCCCCCCACACACACACCCUCUCCAUCUCCACUGUUCUUCACUCCCAUUCCGCUCCUUGUCAUCGCUUCAUCCACCCACCCCUUGCUCACCCACCUCCCUAGUCGUCACACGUUCGCUGCUGCGGCUGUGGUAUUGAGCAACGCGUAAAUGGCAGCGCAAAGGCAGCCAAAGGCUCCGUGCAUUCUCA